This is a messenger RNA of Lachancea fermentati, 2268 nucleotides long. NCBI's taxonomy places the organism in Eukaryota, Fungi, Ascomycota, Saccharomycetes, Saccharomycetales, Saccharomycetaceae. The record is from the annotation of a GenBank genome assembly.
AUGAAUUUUUUGUCUGGAGAAGCUGUUGCUGUUAUAUUAUCCACAUUUGACGUUUUGUUCGAGAAGAUAAGUCACAAGAGUACUACUCUGUUCAUUUUAAUUGUUUCAACUGGAUUCUUACUAUACAAGAAUAAGGCUUACUUUUUAGAGAUCAUGGAGAAUUUCGGAACAGUUGGGGGGGACUUGACGAGAGGAUUCAGAAAUAGUUACAAGGGAAACAUGUUUAAUAGAUGGAGCUCAAGGAAUACGCGACGCGAGGAAGAAGUAUUAAAACGAGGUGGUUAUGUCGGUGGUCUUGUUAAUGAUGGAAAUACUUGUUUUAUGAACUCAGUGCUGCAGUCCUUGGCGUCUUCAAAAGAGCUACUGAAGUUCCUAGAUGACGAGAUUAUCCAAGCGGUGGAGGACUUGGAUGAGGCAGAAGAUGAGAAAGAAGCAGAAACAUCGACUGAAGGGGAAACCUCUGCGUCUCACAAGAGCAAGUCAUCCAAAAAUAAGACUUACGGAAAGCAUAAAAAGAGAUCAUCUAGAAAAGCUGAGCUCGAGGCCGCGGAAAAAAAUGAGGACAUUAAUAUCAUGUUCAGCGUCACUUUGAAAUACCUCUUGGAUAAGCUGAAUGCAAAGUAUUAUAGAGAAAGACCAUAUUUCAAAACCAAUGGACUGUUGAAGACAAUGUCAAAAGCACCCAACAAAAACAUCAUUCUUGGUUAUGAUCAAGAGGACGCUCAAGAAUUUUUCCAAGCUAUUUUGAGUGAACUUGAAAAAAAUGUCAAAUCAAUUCCAGGUAAAGCCACUAAGCAAAUUAACGAUCCUGUAAAGGAAGACGAUCUUCCGCCAGAGGCUGUAAUCGGGCAAGAUCAGCUAGGGAAAAUCGGAACUGUAUACAUUCCAACAGAUCAAAUUGACCCUAACUCGGUAUUGAGUGACUCAUCUGUGAAGUAUUACACGCCCUUCAAUCUCAUUACUCCACUUGAUGGGAUUUCAGCUGAGCGCAUAGGUUGUCUUCAAUGUGGGGAAAAUGGAGGGAUUCGAUACUCUGUAUUUUCAGGCUUAAGUUUGAACCUUCCAAAUGAAAACAUCGGAUCCACUCUUAAGCUCUCGGGCUUGCUAAGGGACUGGAUUAAGCCGGAGAUAAUAGAAGGCGUUGAAUGUAACCGUUGUGCUCUUACCGCCGUUUACGAUCAUCUAAAGAAGACUCUAGAGCAGUAUGAAUCUUCUUCGAAUCCUCCAGAAAAGUUGAUUGAUGCUAUGAACGCUAGGCUAGAAGAACUUGAACUUAUUUUAUCAAAGCCUGUUAUCGAUGAUAAGGAGUAUAAAAAAUUGCAUACCGAGAACAUGGUUAGGAAAUGUUCAAAGUCCAAACAAAUUCUAAUCUCUCGUCCACCACCAUUAUUAUCUAUUCAUAUCAACAGAUCGGUAUUUGAUCCCCGUACUUUUAUGAUUAAAAAGAACAACUCUCGUGUUCUGUUUAAAACAAGAUUAAAUCUUUCACCAUGGUGCUGCGACGUUGAUGAAAUUAAUUUAGAUGCACGGUUACCAAUGUCCAAGAAGGAAGAAUCUACACAAGAUUCAUCUGAAGAUGAAAACGUUGGAGGGGAGUAUUUUGCCAAACUUCACCGUCAAUUUGAAGAAGAAUUUGAAGACAGUGAUGAAGAAGAAGACAGCCCAUACUACAGAAACCGCAUCAAGGAUAACGUAGACUACGAUCCUUUAAAAGGAGAAAUUUCGAGUUCGAGCGACGAUGAAGAAGACGUUGAAACUGAUAGAGAUUAUAAGACUGACAAGUUAGGAAACAUAAUUGUCACGAAGCAAGAUGCUACUCAAGAUCAAUCUGAAGACGAAGACGAUUUUGGAAAAGCUGAAAUUCAAGAGGUAGAACUUGAUGACGUGGAGGAAAAGAAUAGCGAGGAAGAAACUGAAGAAGUUCAAGAAUCUGUCCCAAGCGCCUCUACGGUUCCCAUAGGUCCUCUAACAUAUUGUUUACGUUCAGUUAUAGUACAUUAUGGUACGCACAAUUAUGGACACUACAUUGCGUUCAGAAAAUUUAGAGGAUGUUGGUGGAGAAUCUCAGAUGAGACUGUCUACGUCGUAGACGAAGCAGAAGUCCUAUCUACCCCUGGUGUAUUCAUGUUAUUUUACGAGUAUGACUACGAUGAGGAAACUCAUCAAAUGAGAGAUGACGAAGAGUGGGAAAAAGGAGACGAAAUUGAAAUCGCAGAUGAAAUCAGUACCGCAGAUGAUGUAGCGACUGCAAACGAUGCCAGUGAAUAA